This is a messenger RNA of Morchella sextelata, 2610 nucleotides long. RefSeq lists its product as uncharacterized. Gene Ontology annotation, cellular component: membrane. Gene Ontology annotation, biological process: calcium ion transmembrane transport; intracellular calcium ion homeostasis. Gene Ontology annotation, molecular function: calcium ion binding; calcium channel activity. Lineage: Eukaryota; Fungi; Ascomycota; Pezizomycetes; Pezizales; Morchellaceae. The record is from RefSeq and is a predicted model, not a curated record. Bases 1 to 2610 code for a protein of 869 amino acids. The transcript is spliced from 4 exons.
AUGAAAUCCCCAACCUCCCCGCGCAACAGUGGCUUCGUCCAACUCGGAGCCCUCGGCCCCAACCUCUCACACUCACACUCCCGCGACCACAUCGUCGACAUCCCACUCACUCCCAUCAAGAGCAACACCUCCAACAUCACCACCACCGGCGCCCGCAAGGAAGGCCAAAACCUCGACAACCGCCCCGACUUUGGCCGCGCAAACACCCAGGAAACACAGGACAACGGCGGCAUCUUCCACAAGCACAUGGGCCGGCGGCGCGGGCCGCAUAUUGGAGGAGAUGCGAGCCUGGUGGACGAUGAGGGGGCGCUGACGACGAUGGGAAGGCUCUAUGAGAGGGUGCUCAACUUUUCGAUCGUGACGAGGUAUCUGCUGUAUAUUAUCCCGUUGUCGCUGUGCUUUGUCAUGGUGAUAUUGGUGGGGCUGUUUGCGGCGCCCGAGGCGAGGAUUGGCGGGGAUGAGAGGCAUAAGGGGGUGAAGAUUGUGUGGUUCUUUGUGUGGCUCAACGUCGUCUGGUGCUCGCUCUGGGUGUCGAAACUCGUCGCAAAAGCUCUCCCGGCGAUCUUCCAGACACUCAUCGGCGUGGUCAGCAGCGGUGUCAAGAAAUAUGCCCUCGUUAUCAAAGCCCUCGAGGUGCCGAUCUCGCUCGUCGGUUGGGCCAUUGCCUCUCUGUGCUCGUUCCUGCCGCUCAUGACCCGCAACCCGGACCAACUCUCAUUAGGCGACACGGGCAUCCGCGAAUGGCAGCGCCGCCUCAAUCUUGUUCUCAUCGCCUGCCUUGUCUCGUCGCUCGUAUACCUAGGCGAGAAGCUCAUCAUCCAGAUCGUCUCCGUCGACUACCACCGCAAACAGUUCGCGCAGCGCAUAAAGACCAACAAAGAGAAUGUACGCUUCCUCAGCCAGCUGUACGAGGCCUCGCGCGCCCUCUUCCCCAGCUACACCGAGUUCGCCGAGGAGGACUACAUCAUCAACCAGUCGCUCGCCUCGACGCUCAUCGUGCCGACAAAGAGCGGGUCGGCGACGCCCAUGCGCGCCAUUCUCGGUAAUAUUAACGUCGUGCAGGAUAAGGUCACCAGCGCCUUCGGAAACAUUGCGCAGGAGGUUACGGGGAAUAAGAAUGUGUUUAACCCCAACAGUGCUUACUCUGUGGUGAUUAAUGCGCUGCAGAGGAAGCGGUCGAGCGAGGCCCUGGCGAGGAGGAUCUGGAUGUCAUUUGUGUCGGAGGGGAACACGAGUCUCGAGAAGGAGGAUCUUCUGGAGGUGAUGGGUAGCCAGUAUGAGCAGGCGGCGCUCGAGUGCUUUGCAAGUCUGGAUUCGGACGGGAAUGGCGAUGUCAGUUUGGACGAGAUGAUUAUGCAUGUCGUGCAGAUCCACAACGAGCGCAAAGACGUGGGAAAGAGUAUGCAGGAUGUGGACAAUGCCAUCCGCGCUCUUGAUAGUGUUCUCGGCUUCAUAGUCUUCGUUAUCGUUGUCAUGGUCUUCGUCGUCUCACAGCAGUCCAGCGUCGGCACGACCCUCGCCGGCGCCGGCACUGUGCUCAUCUCCCUCUCCUUCGUCUUCGCCAUCACCGCUCAGGAGAUCCUGGGAUCUUGCAUCUUCCUCUUCGUUAAGCACCCCUUUGACGUCGGUGACCGCGUCGACAUCGACGACAAGCGCUACGUUGUCGAACACAUCUCGCUCCUCUACUCAGUGUUCAAAUGUCUCGAUAACCAAAAGGUCACCCAAGUCCCCAACAACGUUCUAAACACCAAAUGGGUCGAAAACGUCUCGCGCUCAAAAUACAUGACCGAGUUUGUCAAGAUCGGCGUCAACUACGACACCACACUCGAGGACAUCCAGACACUCAAGGAGGAGCUCAUGCUCUUCGUGCGCGACAACAGCCGCGACUUUCAGCAGGACUUUGAGGUCGAGGUCGUGGGCAUCAAUGAUCUGGACCGCCUCGUGAUUAGGCUCGAGAUCCGGCACAAGAGCAACUGGGCCAACGAGCAGCUCACACUGCAGAGACGCAACAAGUUCUUCUGCGCGCUCGUCCUCAUCCUAAAGAAGAUCCCCAUCUACGGCGCCGGCAAGGGCGACCCCAGUAUCGGCGAAGAGGGUAAGCCAAUGUACACCGUCGCAAUCCCCGACGAGCUCGCCCAGGUCAACAUGAAGAAGGCCGCCGACACCAAAGCCAAGAAGCGCUGGGACGCGCCCAAAGACGACGACGAACCCGAGCCGGAAGCGGCGAGAGGUAAGGAGCCGGGCUACUUCAGCCCCAGCACGACCAUCAACGAGGGCGUGGUACACACCGGUGCGAGCUACCAGGCAUAUGUGACGUCGCCGCCGGAGGAGCGCAGCAGGGGCCGCAGCAGCGCGGAGAGUAGGAGGGACGAUGUGGAGGAGGUGAGGAAUCUGUUGAAGAGGAAUUCCACGAGGGGACGGAGGAAGAGGAGCGUGUUGCCGGAGUUGAAUACGCAUGGGUAUUCACCCUCGCCGUCGCAGUCCCAGUCGCAGUCGCAUUCGCCGGUGCCGCAGAUACAGUACCCGCAGCAGCAGCAGCAGCUGGGCGCGAAUAAUCCGUACCAGCAGCAGCAGCAGGGUGGGGCGGCGCCGCCGUAUGGGAGGGUAUAG